Molecule: messenger RNA, 960 nt
Organism: Lathyrus oleraceus (garden pea)
Lineage: Eukaryota; Viridiplantae; Streptophyta; Magnoliopsida; Fabales; Fabaceae
Exons: 2
Coding region: 1-960 (319 amino acids)
Source: RefSeq, a predicted model, not a curated record
AUGAAUCUUGAGAGAAGAAGCACUUUUCAGUUCAAAUACAAGAACGUGGACCUUGUAACACCAAUCAAACUCAACAGCUUUGUGCAAGACUAUGGAAGAAUUCUGGACAUCUUAAAUAAGAAGAUGGACAUGAUGAUUGCGGUGACAAUUGCUCAGUUCUAUGAUCCACCUCUACGUUGUUUCACAUUCUCUGAUUUCCGAUUGGCUCCCACCUUGGAAGGGUUUGAGAGGAUUAUAGGCCGGAAUUUGAAGGAUCAUAAUCCAUUUCCUAAGUUUGAUGAAGGUAUUCCUCCCAAGAGGAUAGCUUUAGCUUUGGGUCUGGAGGUUUCUGAAGUCGUGGACAACUGGGAUGUGAAGGGAGCUUUCAAUGUUCUCUUACCAAAUAUUGACCAUUUUGUGGACCACCUGGCGGUGAGAAUCUUCCUCUCUGGUAACCCUGUACCGUUCCUCCUGGCAGACCUCCACUAUGCUCUCCACGAUCGUCAUGAGAAGAAGGGAGGAACCAUUUUAUGUUGUGCGCAACUGUUCCAUGUCUGGUUUAAAUGUCAUAUGCCCGAAGAAGGCCCUUUUAUCUCCAAGGAACUCAAGCCCUCUCAGAAGUUAGCUUCUCUCACCUCCAAUCAUGUUAAGUGGUAUAUUAGGGAUUGGGAAAUCGAGGAUGUUAUUGUCAGCGUUGGAGACUUCCCCAAUGUACCUUUGAUAGGAACCAAGGGCUGCAUCAAUUACAACCCCGUGUUAUCUUUAAGGCAGCAUGGUUACCCCAUGAAUGGCCCUCCAAAAGUUGAAGCUUUAGAGCCCUUCAUCUUGCAUAGUGCUAAAGAAGAUCACCCCAUGGUGAAGAAGAUCAAGAGGUCAUGGCAAGCAAUUAUCAGAAAGGGUAAAGAAUUGGGUAAGAGAAAUGUCAUUGCUCGCGAGCCUUAUACUUGUUGGGUGAGAGCGAGAGAGGGUUCGGAUGGUUAA